CCUACAUCAUAAAAGCAUCAGCGGGGCCUGGGCUGCAUUGCAGUGCUGACAAGUCGACGCCUUCAUCACACUUCAUCACAGAGAGACAGACAGCGGCAAAACAGCCCCAAAACAGCGUUGUCAUGCUGCUCCUAGCUCUGCUCUUCGUGUCCUCAGCUGUAGCCUCCCCUCUGCUGGGCACUGAGCAGUGUGCUCGUGGCCCCCCCUACUGGUGCCAGAAUGUGAAGACUGCGUCCCUGUGUGGAGCCGUGACUCACUGCCAACAGAACGUAUGGAACAAGCCCCAGAUGAAAUCUGUGCCAUGUGAGCUGUGUAAGGAAGUGUUGGCUGUGGUGGAACAGCUGCUGAAGGACAAUGCUACUGAGUCUGAGAUCCUUGGGUACCUGGAGAAGGCUUGUCAGCUCAUUCCUGAUCGUGGCUUGACUGCAGAGUGCAAGGAGAUGGUGGACAGCUACUACCCUAUCAUCGUUGGAAUCAUAACUGGAGAGCUGGAGGAUCCUGGUGUGGUCUGUGCAGCCCUGAGCCUCUGUCGCUCUCAGCAGUCAGCCCUGGCCCAGGUCCAGGAGCAGCUCCUGUCCAAUGAGAUUCCUCAAGUUGACCUUUCCCAGCAAGUGGCCCCCUUCCUCCUCAAUGUGCCCCAGCUCCUCUACCCCCAGGAAAGCUCCAAGCAGGAGGCCCCCAAACAAGAGACUCCAAAGGAGGAAAAUAAUGACGUGUGCCAGGACUGCAUCAAGUUCCUGACUGACACUCAAGCAGAGGCCAAGGCCAACUCUUCAUUUGUCAACGCUCUCAUUGCGCGUAUUGAGAAGCAGUGUGACCUGCUGGGGCCUGGCAUGUCUGACCUGUGCAAGCAGUAUGUCAGCGAAUAUGCUCCUGUUGUGGUUCAGCAGCUCAUGUCUAUGGAACAGCAACCUAAGGAUAUCUGUGCCAACGCCGGCUUCUGCGAGAAGAAGUCCUUUCCCAUGCUGAAGCUGCAGGCUGCCAAGACGAUCCCUGCUGCCAAGACUGUACCUGCCCUCAAGGUGCUCCCAGCCACCAAGGUGGAAUCUGCAAAGCAAAUGGUGCGUGUCAGAGACUCCCCCCAGUGCGCCAUCUGUGAGUUUGUGAUGAAGCAACUGGAGAGCAUGUUGGAGGAUCAGAAAACAGAGGAGGAAGUGAUCCAUGCUGUGGAGAAUGUGUGCACACUGCUGCCCUCCUCUCUGACUGCCCAGUGUCAGGACCUGAUUGAGGCCUAUGGCCAGGCCAUCAUCGAGCUGCUCGUGCAGCAGGCUGACCCCAAGACUGUCUGCACCGUGCUGGGACUCUGCAAGGAUGCUAGCCGCGCAUAUAUCCCUGUAAUGGACCAAGCUCGCUUCAAGGCCGGUGGUUUCUGUGACGUAUGCAAGAUGGCUGUCCGCUACAUUGACGGCAUCCUGGAGCAGAAUGCUACUGAGGCAGAGAUUGAAGAUGCUGUGAGAAAAGUUUGCAACUUCCUGCCAGAGUCUGUCCGGACUGAGUGUGACCAGUUGGUUGAACAAUACGAGCCAAUGCUUGUCCAGCUGCUACUCCAGAUGCUGGACCCAGACUUUGUGUGCAUGAAAGUGGGGGCUUGCCCUGAAGCUCUGCACAGACUGCUAGGAACAGAGCAAUGCAGCUGGGGACCUGCCUUCUGGUGCAAGAACAUGGAGACAGCAACCCGAUGCAAUGCUGUGGCUCACUGCAAACGUCACGUGUGGGUAUAGAGAAGAAGAGGACCAGUACAAUCUGACCUUUAGGGAAUUAAAGAUAAUACUGUAGCGCUGCUUCCCAGUUUUAAUAAAUUUGUCCUGUUUUCCUUUUUUAAAACAAAUAGACUCAAAGAACUGCAGUUUGUGUAAAUUAACUUGAUAUUUUGAAUGGCAAUAUGAGGGAAAGGGACUGGACUAACUUUUUUUGGGGGGGGGGGGUGAAUAAAUGUAUAGUGGCUUAAGGCUCAGUCUGUUUUUAGUUGCGUCACUUUGAGCAGAUGUCACAAAACUUCACUGUAGGGCUUUGCAAAUUUGCAUCAUUUAGAGAGUACUGAUUUAUACUGGGUGUCGGGUAUGGUCUAUGUAGAAUCACAAAUGUUGAUGUCAAAUGUUGCACAAAGCAGGCAGAGUUAGAUGGCUGCUGUGUGUGAUGCAUGGGUCUCCAGGCACAUUUGCUCCCUUCUCCCUGGAGGAACUGAUGGCAGAAAGAGGGGAAACCUGCUCAGUGUGUUGACCACGCCUGGUGUUACUUGUAACAUUCUGCCUGAUCCUAGAAAUUUUUUUUUGUAGACAAUGGUGAAUUAUAUUUUGUUUGUGUGUGUGUGUGUGUGUCAUAAGGAGCAGAUGUUGGAGUAAAGAUUGUAUUGUAUGUACUUUCCCAUUCACCUCCCUUGUUUGUGCUCUCCACUCAAUUUGAAAAUCAGUGCAUUUCUAACGUACUGGAAGCAUCUCACACAAUCACUGUCUGCUUCAUACCUUGAGCAAGUUGGUGAUCUGUUAAAUUUUUAACAAUUGAAAUAAAGUGAUCCAAAUCUACUUCAA
Messenger RNA from Myripristis murdjan (pinecone soldierfish), 2528 nucleotides. RefSeq names its product prosaposin (gene psap). The record is from RefSeq and is a predicted model, not a curated record. Gene Ontology annotation, biological process: sphingolipid metabolic process. Bases 123 to 1721 code for a protein of 532 amino acids. NCBI's taxonomy places the organism in Eukaryota, Metazoa, Chordata, Actinopteri, Holocentriformes, Holocentridae. Gene Ontology annotation, cellular component: lysosome. The transcript has 15 exons.